Molecule: messenger RNA, 1814 nt
Organism: Mycotypha africana
Lineage: Eukaryota; Fungi; Mucoromycota; Mucoromycetes; Mucorales; Mycotyphaceae
Product: P-loop containing nucleoside triphosphate hydrolase protein
Exons: 2
Coding region: 58-1668 (536 amino acids)
Biological process (GO): rRNA processing
Cellular component (GO): nucleolus
Molecular function (GO): RNA helicase activity; ATP binding; RNA binding
Source: RefSeq, a predicted model, not a curated record
UUUUGAAAAAACAAGAAUAAAAUUCUCAUUCUUCUUCAAAGCACAGCAGUAACAGCAAUGUCACCUACAAAGAUUGAAAAGGCCGAGAAGAGAAAAAGAGAUGAAGAAGCACCUUUAGAGAAGGUCAAGAAGAGUAAAAAGGACAAGAAGAACAAAAAGGACAAGGAAGACAAGAAGGAUAAAAAGCAGAAGAAGGAAAAGAAGGAAAAGAAGACAGAUGAUGAUAGUACUGCAGCUGAUGAAUCUAAACUUGACAGAACAGCUUCACCAGCAACUACCGCUGCUGAAGAGAACAUUGAGAUUCUCGCUUCCUACCAAUAUAAAGAAAACGCCGAACUAUCAGCACUUCCACAAAGCACAAUUGACGAAUUCUAUAAGAAACAUACUAUUGAAAUUACUGGUGACCUUAGGCAUCGUCCUAUUCUUGAGUUCAAAUAUGCAGGAUUACCCGAUAAUAUUAUGGCCGUUGUGAAGAAUUUUGACCGACCCACACCUGUUCAAGCAGCAACAUGGCCUAUUUCUCUAUCUGGUCGAGACAUUGUCGGCAUUGCAGAAACUGGCUCCGGUAAAACACUUGCCUUCACUAUUCCCGGUUUAGUCCAUAUUGCCACCAAAUUGAAGCAAGGAAAGAAGAAUGGAAAACCCUCCAUGUUGGUCGUUUCCCCUACUCGUGAAUUAGCUAUGCAAAGUGCUGAGCAAGCCGAAGCGGCUGGUAAGGCUGUCGGUGUUACCUCUGUAUGUGUUUACGGUGGUGUUGAUAAGCAAUUCCAGCGUAAAGCUUUUCAGAGAGGUGUCGACAUCGUUGUAGCUACGCCAGGUCGUCUAAUUGAUCUUAUUAACGAAGGUUCAUGUGACUUAUCAAAUGUAUCUUUCAUGGUGCUGGAUGAAGCAGAUCGUAUGUUAGAUGAUGGGUUUGAAAAUGAUAUUCGUGCAAUCAUGGGCUACACACCUAAAGACCGUCAAACACUCAUGUUUUCAGCCACUUGGCCCGAAAGCGUCCGUAAACUUGCCAGUGAUUUCUUGAAUAAGCCUAUGCGUGUCACUAUUGGUUCUCCUGACUUGGCCGCUUCAAAAAAUGUUGAGCAAAUUGUUAAGGUGAUUCAAAAUCCCAGAGACAAGGAGCGCCAUCUUUUGGAUCUGUUGAAAAAAGUACACAAAUCCCGUACAAACCGUGUUCUUAUUUUUGCUUUGUAUAAAAAGGAAGCGAUGCGUAUUGAGCGAUCUCUAGAAUACAAUGGUUUCAAGGUGGUUGGCAUCCAUGGUGAUAAAAACCAACAACAACGCACGCAAGCCUUAAAUUCGUUCAAGGAUGGCUCAUACCCCUUAAUGAUUGCUACUGACGUCGCUGCUCGUGGUCUUGAUAUUCCAGAUGUCGAGUAUGUCAUUAAUCUUACUUUUCCACUGACUAUUGAGGCUUAUGUUCAUCGUAUUGGUCGUACUGGACGUGGCGGUAAGAAGGGCGUCGCUUAUACAUUCUUCACUCCUGAAGAUAAGGCUCAUUCCGGGGAAUUGAUUAAUGUUUUGAAGGAAGCAAAUAUGAAGGUUCCUGAUGAAUUAAUGGCAUUUGGUACUACUGUGAAGAAGAAGACACAUAGUGCUUAUGGUGCCUUCUUCAAAGAUACCUCUGGAGUUGAAGCAAAGAAACCCACCAAGAUCAUUUUCGAUUAGUUAUUUCUCGAUUUUUUUUAUCCAUGUAUUUAUAUUCGAUAUCGAAAUUGCACCACUUUGCUUUCUUUUGUAAUCCAUCAUUUCUUUUUUUAUGUUAUUUGCAUAUAGAUCAACUUUAAUAUUAUAAACUGUUACUAUUCUCAUCA